Messenger RNA from Miscanthus lutarioriparius, 1797 nucleotides. NCBI's taxonomy places the organism in Eukaryota, Viridiplantae, Streptophyta, Magnoliopsida, Poales, Poaceae. The record is from the annotation of a GenBank genome assembly.
AUGGCCGCCUCGCCUCGCCUGGAUGGAGAGAAGAAGAAGGACGAAGAAAGCGGGCCACCAGCCUAUUUGUGUUGUGUUAUGUUAGUAGGCCGUUUUUACGAUGGUCUGGGAGCAAUGAAUGAGCCCACACGGCCCACUUCCACCUCUCAAUUAUUCGCUCGCUUCCGCCGCCACAGGGUUCAUCAGCAGAAGCUGCUUGCUUGUCUGGUGGUCUCAAGCGCCGCCGCCGCCGCCACCGCCACCGCCACCGCCGUCGCCGCCGCCGUCCUCCUCCUCUACUGCAGAACAGUUGCUGAUUCCCUUGCUGGGCUAGUUUCAUCUCAGAUUUUGCUUCGGGGUUCGACUAAAUUUCGUCGGAUGGACACCCAGCCGGUUCUGGCUCCCGCUAUCGAUGCCAGCGCUAGCGUCAUGUGCCAGCUGCUGAGCCCCGAGGGAGACCCUCUCGGCGCUGCGCUCUAUCUGCCCCAGAACGUCGGGCCCCCGCAGCUCCAGGAGAUUGUCAAUCAGCUCCUCCACAAUGAGGAGAAGCUGCCCUAUGCAUUCUACGUUGGAGACGAGGAGCUCUCUGUCCAGCUGGGCGCUUACAUGCGGCAAAAGAAUGCCAAUGUUGAGGUUACUCUGCGCAUAGUAUGCCAACCACAAGCACUUUUCCGGAUCAGGCCGGUCAACCGAUGCUCUGCCACAAUUGCUGGCCACACGGAAGCUGUAAUUGCUGUUUCUUUUAGCCCUGAUGGAAAGAGUUUGGCGAGCGGUUCAGGUGACACCACUGUUCGCUUUUGGGACCUGAGUACGCAGACUCCAUUGUUCACAUGCAAAGGACACAAAAAUUGGGUUCUCUGCAUUGCGUGGUCACCUGAUGGAAAACAACUUGUUAGUGGAAGCAAGUCAGGAGAACUUAUAUUAUGGGACCCAAAAACUGGAAACCAAUUGGGCACUCCACUUAUGGGACACAGGAAAUGGAUUACUGCUGUAUCAUGGGAGCCAGUUCAUUUACAGUCUCCAUGCCGCCGCUUUGUAAGUGCAAGCAAGGAUGGUGAUGCUCGCAUUUGGGACGUCACCACAAGGAAAUGUGUUAUUUCCCUUACAGGGCACACUAGUUCAGUGACUUGUGUCAAGUGGGGUGGAGAUGGUUUGAUUUAUACUGGUUCUCAAGAUUGUUUAAUCAAAGUAUGGGAAACGUCUCAGGGAAAGUUGGUCAAAACAUUGAAGGGUCACGGGCACUGGGUGAAUUCGCUUGCCUUGAGCACGGAAUAUGUUCUCCGUACUGGAGCAUAUGACCACACUGGCAAAACAUUUUCGACUGCAGAGGAAAUGAAAGAGGCUGCUCUUGCGAGAUACAAGAAGAUGAGGGGUAAUGCUCCAGAGAGACUAGUUUCUGGUUCUGAUGAUUUUACAAUGUUUCUUUGGGAACCAACAAUUAGUAAACAACCUAAAGCUCGCAUGACUGGUCAUCAGAAGCUUGUAAACCAUGUUUACUUUUCCCCUGAUGGGCAAUGGUUGGCAAGUGCAUCCUUUGAUAAAUCUGUCAAGUUGUGGAACGGUAUUACAGGUAAAUUUGUUGCAGCUUUCAGAGGGCACGUUGCAGAUGUCUACCAGAUCAGCUGGUCUGCCGACAGUAGGCUUCUACUUAGCGGAAGCAAGGAUUCCACUCUAAAGAUUUGGGAUAUUCGAACACACAAGUUGAAAAUGGACCUGCCGGGCCACGCGGAUGAGGUGUACACCGUUGAUUGGAGUCCGGACGGUGAAAAGGUGGCGUCUGGUGGCAAGGAUCGGGUCCUCAAGCUAUGGAUGAACUGA